Pocillopora damicornis (cauliflower coral) is the source of this 1484-nucleotide messenger RNA. Its product is annotated as phagosome assembly factor 1. Gene Ontology annotation, biological process: Golgi to plasma membrane protein transport. The record is from RefSeq and is a predicted model, not a curated record. Gene Ontology annotation, cellular component: trans-Golgi network. NCBI's taxonomy places the organism in Eukaryota, Metazoa, Cnidaria, Anthozoa, Scleractinia, Pocilloporidae.
UUUUAUUUUCUAGGGCCGAAAUGACGUGAUAGCAAUUUUGCAAAAGAUUUUGCAAGAAACGCCUCGAAUUCUGUAGUUAUCGAGGUAGAAAAGAGCUCUUAAACUUUUGAGAAGCAUAAUCAUGUUGGAUCUCGAAGUCGUUCCGGAAAGAUCCUUGGGAAAUGAGCAGUGGGAGUUUAUACUUGGAAUGCCUGUCGCGCAAUGUGUGCAAAUCCUGAAGCGGCAAUGUCGUGUGAUCAAAUCGGUACAAGCUAUGUACAGUGAGGCGAACCCUUUGGCAAUGGAUCUGGUCUUAAACCUGCCCAAUGAUGGAGUUAGACUGGUCUUUGAUCCUGUUACACAGAGACUUAAGAUAAUUGAAGUUUACAGUAUGAACAAGGUCAAGUUGAAAUACUGUGGAGUGCACUUCAACUCUCCUCAAGUUCAGCCAACAAUCGAACAAAUUGACAUGUCAUUUGGAGCAACACAUCCUGGAGUCUAUGAUCCCUCCCAUCAGCUGUUUAUUCUGAACUUCAGAGGUCUCUCUUUCUCUUUUCCAAUUGACUCAAAGUUUGAGGAUGUUUUAAGCUCACUUGGAUCUCCAUGCAAAGUGUUUUACAAAGCUGAAGAUAAGAUGCGGAUCCACUCUCCUUCUCCUCACAAGCUUGCCCAGUCCAAGAGUUCGGAUUACUUCUUUAAUUACUUCACUCUUGGAAUUGACAUCUUGUUUGAUGCAUACAGCCAUCUGGUGAAGAAGUUUAUUCUGCACACUAAUUUUCCAGGACAUUACAACUUUAACAUGUAUCAACGCUGUGAAUUUAAGGUUGGAAUUCACAGGGAUUCCAAAGAUUCUGAUCUCGAUGAUGGAACCCCUUUUGUAUUAACUUCGUGUACGAAGUGGGACAGUGUUCAGGAUUACCUGGGCAAACCAGUCGAGGCGCCUGUGGUACUCAAUCGAUCUUCUUCCACCAACACCACCAACCCGUUUGGUUCAACUUUCUGCUACAACCUGCAACACAUGAUUUUCGAGGUGAUGGCCAACAACCAUUUAGCAUCAGUUACACUGUAUCCCCAUUGCAACAAGACAGACAAUCAUCUUAUAACAUAAACGUCCAUUGAAUUGGAGUGGUUAGGUGUGUGAUUACGUGACUCAGGCUGGCUGGAGAAACAUUGGACUAGAAUGUUCUCAGCGGAGACACAAAUGUCUCUUACCUUUGUUUGGGAAAGGGGUUUUGAUAUAUUGUUAAGAGAGAAACCGCGUUCAUUUGUUUCUUUUUUUUUUUUUCUAAGAAAACCAUUAUUGGUUUUGAAGAAAAUUUUUGACGCUGGGAUAAACUUUGAGAAGUAAAAAGAGGGAAGUUUGAAACUUUCGUGUUACUGUAUUCGAUUGGUUACAUUACUUGUUUUGCAGUAGCUAAUUAUAUUAUGAUUGUUAUUGCUUAACAUUUCAAAAAUUAAAACUAAUUUAUAGCCUUCCGUUUUGUAAAUAAUGAUGUAAAUAAAAC